Pseudomassariella vexata is the source of this 1917-nucleotide messenger RNA. Its product is annotated as FAD binding domain-containing protein. The transcript has 4 exons. NCBI's taxonomy places the organism in Eukaryota, Fungi, Ascomycota, Sordariomycetes, Amphisphaeriales, Pseudomassariaceae. Gene Ontology annotation, molecular function: FAD binding. The coding region runs from base 1 to 1917 and encodes 638 amino acids. The record is from RefSeq and is a predicted model, not a curated record.
AUGGAGCAGCAACCGUCCAUAGGGUCUUCAUCACCAUACUAUGACAUUGUCAUCGUCGGAGCUGGUCCUGUUGGUCUCAUGUUGUCCACCUGCUUAUCAAGAUGGGGCUACAAGAUCAAGCACAUUGACAAUAGAGCCGAACCGACGCCAACCGGACGAGCAGAUGGCAUCCAGCCCAGAUCUUUGGACUUGCUUCGCAACAUGGGCCUGAAAUCGGCAAUCAUGGCCCACAAGCCCGCCAGAGUCUACGAGGUAGCUUUCUGGGAUCCCCCACAGACAGGCCACGGUAUCGUCAGAACCGGCACAUGGGCCAGCUGUCCAAGCUUCAUCGAUGCCAGAUAUCCCUUCACUACACUUCUCCAUCAAGGUCUUAUCGAGCGUGUCUUCAUCGCAGAUCUCGAGAAGAACGGGGUCCAGAUUAAACGGCCAUGGACAAUCACCGACUUCAAGUCAGAUAAUAGCGAAAAUUUGGAGUAUCCGGUUGAGGUUCAACUGAAGCAUGUCGACGGCACUGCUUCAGAGACUGUUCGUGCCAAGUACUUAUUCAGUGGUGAGGGUGCUCGGUCAUUUGUGAGACAACAACUCGGUAUUGGUGUCUCGCACAAAGAUCCAAUUGCCCAUGUCUGGGGUGUUAUGGACGGUGUUGUCAAGACUGACUUUCCUGAUAUCAAGAUGAAAUGUACGAUACAUUCUGAACACGGUUCCAUCAUGGUGAUUCCUCGAGAAGAUAAUAUGGUUCGACUAUACAUACAAAUUGCUUCUUCUACAGACCCAGACUGGGACCCGUGCAAGACAGCAACUGAAGGUGAGGUUCAGGCCUCUGCAAAGCGAAUACUUGAGCCUUACUCCAUUGAGUGGGAACGCGUGGAGUGGUACUCCGUCUAUCCAAUUGGUCAGGGUAUAUCCGACAAAUACACACUGGACCAUCGGGUAUUUCUUGGCGGUGACGCAUGCCAUACUCAUAGCCCCAAAGCUGGUCAGGGAAUGAAUACAGCGUUCUUGGACGCGCAAAACCUUGCUUGGAAGAUACAUGCUGUCGAAGGUGGUCUUGCAGACCGGGCAUUACUAACCACCUAUGAGCCGGAACGAAAGGAGGUAGCAGAGAACCUUCUGGACUUUGAUAACAAGUACGCUAAGCUUUUCUCACAACGACCUCCAGCAGCCGCAGAGGUUCAGGCAGCAUCGGAGCAGUCUCCCACACACGCAGAAGAUAACGAAUUCAUCAAGACUUUCAAAGAGUCCUGUGAAUUCACAAGCGGGUAUGGGGUCGCGUACGGCCCCAACGUACUGAACUGGUCGCCCAGCCACCCUGCGCAGUCGGCCCUGCUUAAUCCCAAGGGCACGAAGCUGCGGACAGGUCGGCUCAUGAUGAAUGCCGACGUCACUCGAGUUGUAGACGCAAAUGUGGUGUACCUUGAACAGCAAAUACCCCUGAACGGCUCGUUCCGCAUCUACGUCUUCGCUGGCAAGCCGUCGGUCACUCAACAGGCACUCAAGGACUUUGCUUUCAACCUUGGCGACAAGCGUUCCUUCUUCGGCGCGUACUAUUGCGACAACAUUGCGUCUGUCUCCUACCACGAUAACCUCGACCUCAACCCCCACAGCCUAUUCUUCACCAUCUGUACCGUUUUUGCAGCGCGGCGGAGCAGCAUCGAAAUCUCUCGCGACUUGCCGGAUCUCCUGGCUAGGUACCGGGACCUGGUGUACGCCGAUGAUCGAUGGGAUCGCCACAUUCCGGAUGCGAAGGCUGCGGCGCAUGCGAAGAUGGGACUUGAUGAAGAAAACGGAGGCGUUGUGGUCGUUCGCCCGGAUGGGUAUGUUGGCUGUGUAGCAAGCUUGGUAGAAGGUAGCGGGACAGUUGAUGCGCUGAAUGAUUACUUCUCCGCGUUCUGCACGAAGAAGCUGGGCAUAACGUGA